This is a messenger RNA of Aspergillus nidulans FGSC A4, 513 nucleotides long. RefSeq names its product copper metallochaperone COX17. The transcript is spliced from 3 exons. Gene Ontology annotation, molecular function: copper ion binding; copper chaperone activity. Gene Ontology annotation, cellular component: mitochondrial intermembrane space. Lineage: Eukaryota; Fungi; Ascomycota; Eurotiomycetes; Eurotiales; Aspergillaceae. The record is from RefSeq and is a predicted model, not a curated record. Bases 60 to 287 code for a protein of 75 amino acids.
UCUGACAUUCUUAACUCGCUAUUCGCUGCUGUUGGCUAUAAUACAGUAAUUUCUGCACAAUGUCGUGGCUCUUUGGUUCAUCCAGCGGUUCGGCUGAAAAGACUCCCAUUCCCGUUGCAACUGAAGCUCCGGCAGAAAAACCCAAGCCGUGCUGUGUAUGCAAAACUGAGAAGACAGCUCGAGAUGAUUGCAUGCUCUUCUCCAAAUCCGAUGACCCGACGCAAGAGUGCAAGUCAAUGAUUGAGCAAUACAAGGCCUGCAUGGCUGGGUAUGGCUUCAAGGUCUAGGUUGAGUCCUUUACGGAGGGAAGCGACACCCUUCGACUGAGGAAGUUCAUAGCAAUUAUGUUUGUAUAUUAGAGUUGCGGGGAUACCUUCGACAUACAAUAGAUUGGAGGUGAGCCUCAGCGGCAUCAGCUUGGUGUUACGGUCAUGGGAUUCAUGGGCUUAUUAUGGUUUAAAUGUACAUUACUUCGCAUCUCAUUGAUCUGGUAGCAAUAAUCUUCUCCCGCUC